Letharia lupina is the source of this 405-nucleotide messenger RNA. RefSeq lists its product as uncharacterized. The record is from RefSeq and is a predicted model, not a curated record. The coding region runs from base 1 to 405 and encodes 134 amino acids. Lineage: Eukaryota; Fungi; Ascomycota; Lecanoromycetes; Lecanorales; Parmeliaceae. The transcript has a single exon.
AUGGCUCCAAACGUCAAGCCUGCGAUUGUGCUAGUCCAUGGGGCCUGGCACGUGCCCGAGCACUACAGCGACUUCAUCCAGCAACUGCAACAAGCUGGCUUCGAGGUGGUCUGCCCCCGACUACCAACAUGCGACGAAACAAAACGCCUCACCGCAGAUUUGUUUAGCGAUGCACGGGUGGUGCGAAGCCAUGUCAAUUCCUUGAUUGAUAAGUCACGCGAAGUCAUUAUGCUUCUUCAUUCCUUAUGGGCCCAAGCGACUGCUCUAGGGUCCCAGGAUCCAGUGCAAAUACGAUCGAAGUUCGAGGUCCACCUGUCUCCCUACUAUCGCAUAUCGCAUAUCGCAUAUAUAUCGCAUAAUGAUAAAACGGCUGAUCAAAUAGCCAUCACCGCUAUGGCCUUAUAA